CUCACUCUCACUCUCACCUUUUUUUUUGAGUUCGGAGUGCUGGAAGCUCGUUACUAAUUAGCGCCUCACUUAUCAAAAUGGACGGCACUGGAUCUGUUGAGUCGCAAUGGCUCACUCAGCUGGCAGCCAUGCGCCAGGCCAUCGCCGAUCUGAAGCUUCCCUCAGACCCCGCCAAGGAACCCAGUUACGGAAGUGACCUGGAGCUGGAUUUUGAAGAUGACUAUUCAUCGCCCGGAACUAUCGACGACGACAUCUGGGAUAUCAUCAGCUCAGAUGAUGAAUCCAGCGAGGGAUAUGAUGACUUUGAUGACCUCCCAUCCGCCCCGCUAACAUCGGCAUACGACCAGACAUGGCUCGAGCAGAAGUGCCAAAGCUUGGCCUCCAACAAACCCGGUCUCGAGGCACACGACAUUGCACAGCAGAUCACAGCUGCGCUGGCCACCGAUAGUGGAGAUGACGAACUUCAGAUGUCGCUGGCCGAAAUCGUCGGAUUCGACGAUCUGGAUUUUGUCAUCGACUUGAUCGCCCACAGAUCGGAGAUCAUCGCAAAUGCGCACUCCCAUGCACGCACAGAGGCCCAGACAGAUGGUCUAUUCUCUGGUAGACUUCAAACCAGGGCGGAGCGCGAGCAAGCUCUACGGCAGCAGGACUACGAGCAUAAGCAUGCGCCGCUGUUGGAGGCACAGACCAGGACUGAACCGCAUUAUCCUCAUGUUUUCAAGAUGCACGAAUCCAGAAACGUGCUUUCCCUUGGAGGGAAGAGGUAUGGGCUGCCGAUGGGUAGUAAGCAAAUCGAAGAAAAGAAGUACACCGAGAUCGAAGUCCCAGCGUCCAAGACGGGCGGCUUGUUUCCCGGUCAGAAGCUGGUGCCAAUAGCAUCCAUGGAUGGUCUUUGCCAAGGCACCUUCAGAGGAUACAAGACCUUGAAUCGCAUGCAGAGUCUGCUCUACGAUGUUGCUUAUAAGACGAAUGAAAAUAUGCUCAUUUGUGCCCCUACUGGUGCUGGUAAAACAGAUGCCGCAAUGCUAACGAUCCUGAACGCUAUUGGCAAGAACACUAUCCCUAACCCCAUCGAGCAGCCAGAUGCAACCGAGUUUGCGGUGCAGCUGGAGGACUUCAAGAUCAUUUAUGUGGCCCCAAUGAAGGCUUUGGCAGCUGAAGUCACGGAGAAGCUGGGGAAGAGACUCGCUUGGCUGAACAUCAAGGUUCGCGAGCUGACGGGUGACAUGCAGUUGACCAAGCGAGAGAUUGUGGAGACUCAGAUCAUCGUCACUACUCCUGAAAAAUGGGAUGUGGUGACCCGAAAGAGCACGGGCGACACGGAACUUGUACAGAAGGUGCGCCUGCUUAUCAUUGACGAGGUCCACAUGCUCCAUGACGAGCGUGGUGCCGUCAUCGAGUCCUUAGUAGCACGUACACAGCGUCAAGUGGAAAGCACACAGUCUCUCAUUCGCAUUGUUGGUCUGUCCGCUACGCUGCCCAACUAUAUCGAUGUUGCAGACUUUCUCAAAGUCAACAAAAUGGCUGGUCUGUUCUACUUCGAUGGAUCCUUCCGCCCUGUACCACUAGAGCAACACUUUAUUGGUGUUAAAGGGAAGCCUGGCUCUAAGCAGUCGCGUGAGAAUAUCGAUGUCGUAGCCUUUGAGAAGGUCCGCGAUAUGCUUGAGAGAGGACAUCAGGUCAUGGUGUUUGUUCAUUCACGAAAGGAUACUGUCCUAACUGCUCGGAUGCUUCGCCAGAUGGCCAGUGAGGAUGGUUGUGAAGGCCUCUUUAGCUGUCAAGAAGAAGAAGGGUACUCCAACGGCUUGGCAGAUGUGAAACGCAGUCGGGCUCGCGAGCUGCGUGAAUUGUUCGCGGGUGGACUUGGAACCCAUCAUGCUGGAAUGAGUCGCAGUGACCGUAACCUGAUGGAGCGUCUAUUUUCUGAAGGACUAAUCAAGGUACUUUGUUGUACUGCGACACUCGCGUGGGGUGUCAACCUUCCCGCCGCGGCGGUUGUCAUCAAGGGUACCCAGCUCUACAAUCCCCAGGAGGGUAAAUUUGUCGACCUGGGUAUCCUCGACGUAUUGCAGAUCUUUGGUCGUGCUGGUCGUCCCCAAUUCCAGGACACUGGUAUUGGGUUCAUCUGUACCACCCACGAUAAACUGAACCACUACAUCUCCGCAGUAACGUCGCAGCAGCCGAUCGAAUCCAGGUUCUCGAGUCGCCUCGUGGACAACCUGAAUGCGGAAAUCUCACUCGGCACGGUCACUUCAGUCGCAGAAGCUGUGCAAUGGCUUGGAUAUUCGUAUCUGUUUGUUCGCAUGCUGCGCGAGCCCCGGAAUUAUGGUAUCGACUGGGCCGAGAUUCGCGACGAUCCGAUGCUGGUCCAGAGACGUCGUCAGCUAAUCAUACAAGCGGCACUUGUCCUGCAAAAGAGCCAAAUGAUCAUAUACAAUGAGAAGACGGAGGAUCUUAAAGCCAAGGACGUGGGCCGCAUAGCAAGCCAGUAUUAUGUUCUACAGACAAGUAUUGAAAUCUUCAACAACUUGAUGCGACCACGUGCAACUGAAGCCGAUGUGCUAAGCAUGAUUAGCAUGAGCGGUGAGUUCGAUAACAUACAGGCACGCGAGAGCGAGUCAAAAGAACUCAACAGGCUACGAGACGAGGCUAUCCAGACUGAAGUAGAGGGUGGAAACGACUCACCCCAUGCAAAGACCAACAUUUUGCUUCAGUCAUACAUUUCCCGUGCUAGAAUCGAGGACUUCGCUCUGGUGUCGGAUACCGGCUAUGUGGCGCAAAAUGCUGCUCGUAUCUGCCGUGCUCUGUUCAUGAUAGCCCUGAAUAGACGCUGGGGUUACCAAUGCCAAGUGCUUUUGUCGAUGUGUAAAUCGAUCGAAAAGCAGAUGUGGCCUUUUGACCACCCGUUCCAUCAAUUUGACCUGCCUCAACCAAUUCUUAGAAAUUUGGAUGAGAAGCUUCCAACCUCAGCUAUUGAAUCUUUGAGAGAUAUGGAAACGGCCGAAAUCGGACAGCUGGUCCACAAUCAUAAGAUGGGUAGAACGCUCGCAAAGUUACUGGACAACUUCCCUACGCUAAGCGUCGAAGCCGAGAUUGCACCACUGAAUCGUGAUGUCUUGCGGAUUCGUCUUUUGCUCUACCCAGAGUUCAGCUGGAAUGACAGACAUCAUGGAGCCUCGGAAUCGUACUGGAUCUGGGUGGAGAACUCGGAAACAUCCGAGAUUUACCACCACGAGUACUUCAUUCUGAGCCGGAAGAAGUUGCAUGAUGAGCACGAGUUGAACUUCACAAUUCCACUGUCCGAUCCGUUGCCUAGCCAGAUCUAUGUCCGCGCGAUCUCGGAUCGAUGGCUGGGUGCUGAGACGGUCACACCGGUGUCGUUCCAGCAUCUCAUUCGCCCCGAUACCGAGAGUGUGUACACCGAUCUACUCAAUCUUCAGCCAUUGCCUAUCUCUGCCUUGAAGAACCCGAUUUUGGAAGAGCUCUACGGACAACGCUUCCAGUUCUUCAACCCUAUGCAAACCCAAAUCUUCCAUCUCUUAUAUCACACCCCAGCCAAUGUUUUGUUAGGCUCGCCUACAGGCAGUGGGAAAACGGUUGCCGCAGAGCUGGCUAUGUGGUGGGCGUUUAGAGAAAAGCCCGGCUCCAAGGUCGUGUAUAUUGCGCCCAUGAAAGCGCUUGUGCGUGAGCGAGUUCAGGACUGGAAGAAGCGUCUCACGGCGCCUAUGGGUCUCAAGCUGGUAGAGUUGACCGGAGAUAACACUCCUGAUACUCGGACAAUCCGAGACGCGGACAUCAUCAUCACAACUCCCGAGAAAUGGGACGGUAUCUCGCGUAGUUGGCAGACCAGAGACUACGUGCGGAAGGUGAGCUUGGUGAUCAUCGACGAGAUCCACUUGCUUGGCGGUGAUCGAGGACCUAUUCUCGAAAUUAUCGUGUCUCGAAUGAACUACAUUGCUUCUCAGUCCAAGGGCUCUGUGCGGUUGAUGGGUAUGUCCACUGCUUGUGCAAACGCUAGCGAUCUCGCGAAUUGGCUAGGCGUCAAGGAAGGUCUUUAUAAUUUCCGCCAUUCAGUGCGCCCUGUGCCUCUGGAGAUUUACAUCGAUGGAUUCCCUGAGCAGCGUGGCUUCUGUCCUCUCAUGCAGUCGAUGAACAGGCCGACAUUCCUUGCCAUCAAGAAUCACUCGCCUGACAAGCCGGUCAUCGUGUUUGUCGCUUCUCGUCGACAGACCCGUCUCACUGCUAAGGAUCUGAUCAACUACUGUGGUAUGGAAGAUAAUCCUCGGCGAUUUGUCCGUAUGUCGGAAGAAGAUCUGCAAUUAAACCUUACUCGGGUCAAGGAUGACGCUUUACGAGAGGCACUUAGCUUCGGAAUCGGUCUGCACCAUGCUGGUCUGGUUGAAUCUGACAGACAACUAGCCGAGGAGCUUUUCGCAAACAACAAGAUCCAGAUUCUGGUGGCGACAAGUACUCUUGCAUGGGGUGUCAACUUGCCUGCGCAUCUAGUCGUCGUAAAGGGCACCCAGUUCUUCGAUGCCAAGAUCGAAGGCUACAGGGACAUGGACCUGACGGAUGUGUUGCAAAUGCUGGGUCGUGCAGGACGUCCGCAGUUCGACACAUCUGGCAUUGCCCGCAUCUUUACGCAGGACGCAAAGAAAGCCUUUUAUAAGCACUUUCUGCAUACCGGAUUCCCUGUCGAAUCGACUCUGCAUAAGGUUCUCGACAACCACUUGGGCGCUGAAGUGUCCGCGGGAACCAUCACCACGAAACAGGAUGCUCUGGACUACCUAACCUGGACGUUCUUCUUCCGACGUCUUCACAAGAACCCAUCGUACUACGGGCUCGAGAUCUCGGCUGAGGAGCACAACACCAUGGCUGCUCAAGCUAUAGCGCAAGAGUUUAUGAUCGACCUGGUCGAUCAGUCCCUUAGCGAGCUCGCCGAAUCAUCUUGUGUCGCCUUUGACUCGGCCACUGGCGACGUUGACCCCACUCCCUUUGGCAAGAUCAUGAGUUAUUACUACCUCUCGCACAAGACUAUCCGCUACUUGAUGUUGCAUGCCAAACCCAACCCCACCUUCCACGAUGUCCUGAGUUGGAUGUGCUCCGCCAGCGAAUUCGACGAGCUUCCCGUCCGGCACAACGAAGACCUGAUCAAUGCCGAAUUGGCGAAUCACCUACCCCUCUCCGUCGACUCGAUGGGCGACUUGCCUCUCUGGGACCCCCAUGUGAAAGCCUUUCUCCUCUUGCAGGCGUACAUGUCGCGCAUCGACCUUCCAAUCUCCGAUUAUGUCGGUGAUCAGACCUCCGUCCUCGACCAGGGCAUCCGUAUCAUUCAGGCCUCGAUCGACGUCAUGGCCGAAUUGGGCUACCCGCAGGCGUGCCAGAUGUUCAUGAGCCUCCUCCAGAGCAUCAAAUCCGCCCGCUGGCCCGAGGACUCGGCCUUGUCGAUCCUGCCCGGUGUCGAUAUCACCAAUCCCACCGAGUCCAAGGACGGCAAGAACAGCAGCAGCAGCCUCCUCCCGCCCACACUCGCUGCUCUCGCCGCCCUCCCCACCGGCGCCAUCUCCUCGCUCGCGCGCAAGCUCACUCUCUCCGCAUCGCAAGCCCAGUUCGCCAAGGCCGCAGCCUACCUCCCCAACCUCGCCGUCUCCAUCGCCACCAUCACGCCCCGCGGGAUCACCGUCUCCAUCGUCCGCAAAAAUGCCCCCAUGGACCGCGACUGCCGGGUCUACGCCCCGCGCUUCCCCAAGCCCCAAACCGAGGGAUACUUCCUGCUCAUCUACAGCGCGAAGCCCGAUGGCCAGGACGGGGAGCUGCUAGCCUUGAAACGUGUCUCAUGGCAGACCGGUCCGCGCGGAAAGAGGAAUGGUCACAACAGCAACACCAGUGGCCGUGGCGCUGCUGGCCCCUCUGCUAACAGUAGCAGCGGCAGCAUUGCCAAGAAACCCAAUGAGCGGCAGCAGCAGCAGCAGCAGCAGCAACUCACAGUUCGGUCCUCGGCCAAGUUCCCGGAAAACCCCGCCGCGCCUAGCACCAAGCAGGUCAACGUGCGCGUGAUUAGCGAUUCGUACCCGGGCAUGGAAUGGACGGUGACCCGGGUGGAGGUUCCGACUAGUGCUGCCGCCGCCACGGGAGCUGAAACGCAGAGUGUGCCGGAAUCCACUAUCCCUGAGAAGGGCCAAGAGAUGAUCCCUUAG
Messenger RNA from Aspergillus aculeatinus CBS 121060, 6197 nucleotides. RefSeq names its product RNA helicase SLH1. The transcript has a single exon. The record is from RefSeq and is a predicted model, not a curated record. Lineage: Eukaryota; Fungi; Ascomycota; Eurotiomycetes; Eurotiales; Aspergillaceae. The coding region runs from base 78 to 6197 and encodes 2039 amino acids. Gene Ontology annotation, molecular function: ATP hydrolysis activity; ATP binding; nucleic acid binding.